AUGUAUGUAACUGAAUUGCUCUGGACCCCAAACUUUUUAAGAGGCCAACAUUCCCGAACAAUUGAAGGUCCUGAUGAAUUAGGAGGUGCAACAUCAGAAGAAGAUUCAGCUAAAUUGCAGACAUCACCAAAUUCCAUCAGUCUGGUGAUGGAUUCAACAAUUCUCCAAGAUUCUUAUGAUUGCGGAUGGGAUGAUCCGACUGUCGAUGGAGCUGCUCCCAUUCACGAGUUUUCCACACCCGAUCCAUAUGAUUGCAGAUGUGAGGAUGGCACCACAGCGCCAGAAGAAGCUGCGAAGCCUGGAGAAGGAAAUGCAACAUCCAAAGAACAUACGCCAAAUUCACAGACAUCACCGCAUCCCAUGGAUCCGGUUCCGGAUUCCACAACUCUCAUUGAUGAUCCCUAUGAUUGCGGAUGGGAUGGUUCUAUUGCACCCUCAAAUCAGUUAUCGAUGCCUGAUCCUUAUGAUUGUGGAUGGGAGGACGAAACUGCAGCUCCAAAUGAAGUCAUAAUGCCGGGAGAAAACUGGGCUGAAUUCUCAAAUUCAAUGAGAAAUGAAGUUUUGCAGGAACCUAUACCUGCAGAUGAUUUAUACGAGUCCGAAUGGGAUGAUCCGAUGGUGAACAGGGCGGUAUCGCCAAAUAAGUCUGCUGCUGCAGACCCUUAUGAUUAUGGAUGGGAGGAUACCAUGGAUACCAAAGCCUCACCAAUGAAUAUCUCAUCAGAAGAAAGAUUGAAUCCAAGCCAGGAUGAAGGUAUAAAUCAACCUUCCUGCCAGGAAGGCCAUGAUUCAACAGAUGAUAUGGCUCAAUUGUCGCACUCUAUUGACAAGGUUAGUCAACUGAGACAGGCAGAAAAUCAUUCAUACGAGUGUGGGUGGGAUGAUCUGGUUGUCCAUGAGACAGCUCUCUCAAAGUUGUUGAUGGCUGAUCCUCACGACUGCGGAUGGGAGGAUGAUGCUGUGUUGCCAGAAAAAACCACAACACCGGGAGAUAGCACUGAUUAUACAUAUGGAUGCGGGCGGCAGGACUUUGCGAUGACCACAACUGCCGAGAUAUUUCAGGAUCCUUCCGAUGAACAUGGGGACUAUCGUGCAAAUCAGCAUAUUAUUCCCACCGAUUGGUCUAGGUCAGAUUCACUAAAUUCAUUCAAAGUGGAUGACAUUGAUAUGGAAAACACACUUCCGGACAUUGAAAAGGACAGCACUGAGGAUCUUUAUGAUUGUGGGUGGGAUGAUCUGAUGGAUAACAUAACAAUCAAGGAGCCACCAGAAGUGUCUGAGAUGAGAGAGGAAAUUGAUGUCAUUGACCUGACAUUGCCAGAGGGGAGAGAAGUUAUAGACCUUACAUCUUCACCUGCCACCUCAAGGUGGUCCUUUUCACCAGCCGAUCCCAAUGCAUUUGAGGAGGCCAAAGAGUCCAUGCAUCAAGCUAUCCAACGACUAAAUAGCAUAGGACAUAAUGACUGUGAGUAUGUUGAUCUUGCAGCUCCAUCACGCCUGACCUACACGUGA
This is a messenger RNA of Suillus fuscotomentosus, 1512 nucleotides long. RefSeq lists its product as uncharacterized. The coding region runs from base 1 to 1512 and encodes 503 amino acids. NCBI's taxonomy places the organism in Eukaryota, Fungi, Basidiomycota, Agaricomycetes, Boletales, Suillaceae. The record is from RefSeq and is a predicted model, not a curated record. The transcript is spliced from 8 exons.